AAUUAUCAAAGCUUACGGUUUGUUAUCUGUAAAAUAUUUUUAUCACGGUUAAAUAUUGAACCCCGUCGUCUGGGUUAAUUUUUCCGACGUGAUAUAAAGACGACUUUCCAAAGAAUUAAGAAUUUAGAGUCGAGAUUCGUUUCACAUUUAGAAUUUAGUCAAUUGUCAAUUAGGUCAGAUUUUACUUUUAUUUUAGUUAAUUAAUUUGUGACAGUUGUUUUGUUAAGAGUUCACAUUGACAUGUAUGUAGCUUAAUGUAAGUGGCCCCAUUUAAUAUUAUUUAGAUCAAUAGGUAUAAUAAUAUGCCUUAUGCCUAUACUUAUUAUACAUUAAUCUUCAAAAUCAAUCAAUUUGUUUGAUUUGAUUUUGAAGUCGAAGUGAAGCACUGGAUGGGUCAGGUAAUUAUAAUUAAUAAUAUACAAUAAUGACAAUAUAUAUAAUUAGAUUGAACCUAAAUUACUAAUACCGUUGCUUACAUGACCUGGCGCCGUCCUAUCUGAAAGAGCUGCUGACGCCUUAUGUACCCAGUAGAGAGCUCCGCUUAUCCGAUAGUGGCAAACUCUCGACACCACAUGUUUGCCUUGAGACUUACGGAAAGCGCACUUUCGCAUUUGCUGGUCCAACAAUUUGGAAUGCCCUUCCUGUCGAUCUUAGAAACAACCAGACACUGGAAUCCUUUAAAACCGAUCUAAAGACACAUCUAUUUCGCAAAUACCUUCUGGGAUGAUUGUCUACCUUAUUUUCCAUGUGUUGCUGUGUUGCUCCGGGUUGAAAUGGCUAGAAAGACUUUGAUAUUGUAUGCUUGUAAUUAGUUUUUGUAGUGUUGCGUUUGUUUUAAAUGUGGUGAAUUAUAGAUAUGUUUUUUGUUAACUUUGUACCGCGCUUCGAGCCUUUGGGGAUGAAGCGUGUUUUUGAAAUGAACUUUAUUAUUAUUAUUAUUAUAUUAUAGACAUAAAUGCCUUGCCUUAAUAAAGGCACUUAAAAAUGUUAAUUUUAAGAAUUAAAUUGGCUAUUAAUUAUUGUAUCUUUUAACAAUUUAUUAAAUAAAGGGUUUUUUCUUCUAAAUUUUAUUUUUGUCUUGAAAGUGGGGGAGAGGUUCCAGAAACUAUUUUGUUUCUUAUUUUUGUAUUGAAAGUAAUGAAAGUGGGAGAGGGAUCUCCCAUCCCCCAAAAUUAUGUUGAAAUGUCCAACAUGAUGGAAAUGACUAUCUUCAUUUUUAACUAUUUCAACUAUCGUCUAUUCUCUAAUGACUGAUAUAAAUACUAAGCUAAAAAUCUAAAUCUUUUAAAAACAGAACUAUUGCCAGUAUUUGAUCCGGGGGACCUCCGUGACUUAUAUAUAUACCAUGGAAGACAUGGCCAGCCUUGCCACUAAAUGCAUUUUAGCUGUCCCAUAGUAUUUAUUAGUAAAGUAAUAUUAUUUAAGAUUUCCAAAACCAAUACUCUACCUACUUUAUCCUAGUACAACCUCAUUAAAAACUUGAAAUUUAUAUUAUGAAAUUUGAAAGCAAAGCAAAAUAUGUGAAAAUUUUGAAAUGCUGGUCAUUCAGCAUAAUAGGUGCUGUUAAUACCAUAACUAAUUAAUAUUUUAAGGCCUGUAAUGGGCACACCUGGAUGGGCCCCUACUUGCUAAAGCUUAAUUCUGGAUGAUCAGGAAGAGAAAUCAGUUAAAUUUAAUUUUCAUAGGAAUGGAUUUAGUUUGUUGGGAAUUUUUAAAAUAAAAUAUGUAUACAUCAGUAAGGUUAAUCAUAUACUGUGCAAGGUAAAAGUUAGAAAUUAGAGCCACCACCAACAACUCAAGCUAAGUUUAGGAACUAUUUUCCCCCUCAGAUAUUUGGACAGACCCAUCGAUGAGUUCCAUGGGCAAAUAGUCUCAGACAUUAAGAUUGAUAUUUAGCAUAUAAGUUGCAAUCUGAUGACAAUGGCUUGUUGUUGACAAAAAUGUGAAGAAAAAAUUAUUAUUUUUUUUUAUUGCACAUGCACUAACCGGAGGUGCAAAAUUAUUGCACAAGCUCAAAAAAAAAAAAAUGUACAAAAUUGAGUCCUAGGAAAUUCAAAUUAUACUAAGGUUUAACUUUGCUCUGCCGAAUAACUUCAUUUUAAUAACAUAAUUGAAAAUAAAAAUAGAGUAUUCACUUGAUUCUCCCUUACAGUUUAGAGUAUUCACUAGAUUCUCCCUUAAAAGCUAGAGUAGUUACUUGAUUCUCUCCUACAUUGUAGAGCAUUCACUUUCUUCUGCCUUACAAUGUAGAGCAGUCACUCGAUUCUCCCUUAUAAUGUGGAGUAUUCACUUGAUUCUCCCUUACAAUAUAGAGCAUUCACUUGAUUCUCCCUUACAAAUUAAACCAUAAAGAAAGUGUUCAAAAUAUAUCAUGUCUGCCAUGGGGUAUUAAAUUUAAUCAUUUGUCCAUUGAAAUCUUUUGUAGGUCAGGCCAAGACAGUAACACACAGUGAAACACAGUGACAGUGUACAUGGACUUUAUUGAAAACAGAAAAGGAGCUAAGGCUGAGAAGGCAAAUUCAUAAUAACUAGAAGAGUAAUACUUUAAUGUGUAUCAUCAAGAGCUAUGAAUAAAAAGAAUGAGCCCCGGUGUUUCAAUAAGUCUAGGCUUAGACCUGUUCUUAAACCUUUUCUCAUUUGUCGAUUGAAUUUGAUUUUAUUACUGAUGAGUAGCAGCUGUGUAAAGGUAACACAUUUAACAGAUAUUUUCUCUUUUUUAACUUUAUUUAUGUAACUUUUGAAAGUAUUUAGCAUUUUAGAUGGUAAUUUAUGUUAAAUCCUAUGCAAAAUGGUUUUAUUGAACUAAUAUAGACAUGCAAUGAAUUCAUUCUCUAUCCUUGUAGAUUUAUCAUAACUUUUCAAAUCAUCUAAAAUUCAUUUCAAAUUCACUGGGUAAUCUAGUAUUUAUUUAUGUUUCAUAUAAAUUAUCAACUCAUUAAUUGUCAUGAGAAAUAGUUGUGUUAUCAGAAUGUUUUAAAAGAAAACAUUUAUAAACAAUGAACCAAUUGAAAAUGAAAAUGUGUUCAUUUUUUGGUUAUCAUAUACCGGGUAUAUAUAUAUAUGUAUAUAUAUGAAUAGCUGAGGAAACUUUAUCAUGAAUUAUAAUUAUUGGAUAUAAACUGUCGUAAUCAAUGGUUAUUGGCAAUAGAUUGUGAAAUUUUAGACAGCUGCUUUUUAUGAUUUAAUUAUAAUUCUGAACUCUCAGGUAUGAAUGAUCAAUUAUUUUUUUACAGAAAGUUGAACAUUUUUCUUGUAGAUAACCAUUCUGAAAUAUUCAAACAACAAUUUUUUUUUUCAUUGUAAUUAUUCAACAGGUUUUUGGUGAACAAGAUUUAGCCAAUUCUAAAGAUAUCACCAACAAAGUAGAAGUACCAACCGCGUGUAGUGCUGAGCACUGCCACAAUCCUGAAGUUUCCAAGACUCUUGUUACAGAUGAGAGUCAAAGGGGCAGUGUUGUCAGAGGUGCUGGGGUUUGUCAGGAUGAUGGCAAUGGAGAAGCUAAAUGUCCAAUACUUUCAUUGGAGGAAGCUGCAGUGCUCAAAGAGGAGGUUGAAGUACUUUCAUUGGAGGAAGCCGAAGUACUCAAAGAAGAGGUUGAAGGCAUGACAAGUAACUUUAUCCGCCGCAGCAUGGAAGGCCUUGAAGAAAUGUUGGGUCAGGUUGAACAGUCCAGGGUCAAAGUCCUGGAGAAACUUGGGGGCGUCAUGGACCAGGUAGUGCAUUAUUUCAUUCAUGUAGAGGAUAUCAUCAAUGCUUGUAUUUUAAACUCAACAUGCCUAAAUUUCUAUGCUGAAAUAAACAUACAAUAACAUACAAAUAUUUCUAGUUAAGCAAACAAUGAACAUACCCACAUUUUAAUGCUGUAAUUGAGUUAGCAAACAAUGAAAUCAUCCAGGCUAAAAUGCCUCAUUGAUAAAAAUCACACCUUGAUGUCUCUGCCUGGACAACUUCUUGAAUCAAUAAAAUUAUUGCAUAAAGUUAUUUAUUAUUUGAAAAAUUCCAAGUGAAAGCUUUCCUUUGUACAAUUUAAAACUCAUAAAAAUUAAAAGCAUUUUCUUAAGUACUGAACUUAAUACAUUUGGACUGAUCCUAUUUCAUAUAGACUGAUCCUAUUUCUUUUGGACUGAUCCUAUUUCUUACAGACUGAUCCUAUUUGAUAUAGACUGAUCCUAUUUCUUAUGGGCUGAUCCUAUUUCUUAUGGGCUGAUACUAUUUCUUUUGGACUGAUCCUAUUUCUUAUGGUCUGAUCCUAUAUCUUAUGGACUGAUCCUAUUUCUUAUGGUCUAAUCGUAUUUCAUAUAGACUGAUCCUAUAUCUUAUGGGCUGAUGCUAUUUCUUAUGGUCUAAUCGUAUUUCAUAUAGACUGAUCCUAUAUCUUAUGGGCUGAUGCUAUUUCUUAUGGUCUAAUCGUAUUUCAUAUAAACUGAUCCUAUUUCUUAUGGACUGAUCCUAUUUCUUAUGGUCUAAUCGUAUUUCAUAUAGACUGAUCCUAUAUCUUAUGGACUGAUCCUAUAUCUUAUGGGCUGAUCCUAUUUCUUUUGGACUGAUCCUAUUUCUUAUGGUCUAAUCAUAUUUCAUAUAGACUGAUCCUAUAUCUUAUGGGCUGAUGCUAUUUCUUAUGGUCUAAUCGUAUUUCAUAUAGACUGAUCCUAUAUCUUUUGGACUGAUCCUAUUUCUUAUGGUCUGAUCAUAUUUCUUUUGGACUGAUCAUAUUUCUUUUGGACUGAUCCUAUGUCUUAGUUACUGAUUGUAUUUCUUUUUUCUUCAAAAGAAUGAAAUUAAAACAAUGAAUUACUGUUUCAUACUAUCUUCUAAAUCUAAAGAUGUACAUUUUAAAAUCUGAGUUAGAUAUUGUAUAUGCUUGAGUUAUUCCCAAUUAAAUAUGGCUGUCAUGUUAGCAACACAAUUGUUAUUUUGAUCUCUUUUGAUCAAUAAAAUGUCUGCCUUUGUGUCCUAGGUUGUUGAUCAAUAAAAUGUCUGCCUUUGUGUCCUAGGUUGUUGAUCAAUAAAAUGUCUGCCUUUGCAUCCUAGGUUGUUGAUCAAUAAAAUGUCUGCCUUUGUGUCCUAGGUUGUUCACUCCAAAGACCAAGUCAUGAAAGGUUUUGAUGAUGUGAUGGACAGAGUUUCUGAGUCAGUUUCAGAGUCCAAAGUUCGAGUCAUCCAAGGAUUUGAUUCCGUCAUGGACAAAAUGGCAGAAUCUCGGACCAAAAUGAUGGAAGAGCUUGAUCAGGUCAUUGAUAACUUGGCUCACUCUAAAGUCAUGGAAGAAAUUCGAGCUUUACCCAGAGGUACAUUUUUGCUCAACUUUUACUCUUAGUAUAAGAAAAAUAGGUCUACAGAGUUUACAUCAAAUGAAUUCAUGGCUGUAUCACCUUAACUCCUGUUACAGUUGUAUCAUACAAUCUCACCUUAACUCUUGUUAUAGUUGUAUCAUACAAUGUCACCCUAACUCUUGUUAUAGUUGUAUCAUACAAUGUCACCCUAACUCUUGUUGUAGUUGUAUCAUACAAUCUCACCCUAACUCCUGUUGUAGUUGUAUCAUACAAUCUCACCCUAACUCCUGUUGUAGUUGUAUCAUACAAUCGCACCCUAACUCUUGUUGUAGUUGUAUCACCCUAACUCUCAUUAUAGUUGUAUGACCCUAACUCUCAUUAGAGCUGUAUCCUACAAUCUCACCCUAACUCUCAUUAUAGCUGUAUCCUACAAUCUCUCCCUAACUCUCAUUAUAGCUGUAUCCUACAAUCUCACCCUAACUCUCAUUAUAGCUGUAUCCUACAAUCUCACCCUAACUCUCAUUAGAGCUGUAUCCUACAAUCUCACCCUAACUCUCAUUAGAGCUGUAUCCUACAAUCUCACCCUAACUCUCAUUAUAGCUGUAUCCUACAAUCUCACCCUAACUCUCAUUAGAGCUGUAUCCUACAAUCUCACCCUAACUCUCAUUAGAGCUGUAUCCUGCAAUCUCACCCUAACUCUCAUUAGAGCUGUAUCCUACAAUCUCACCCUAACUCUCAUUAUAGCUGUAUCCUACAAUAUCACCCUAACUCUCAUUAGAGCUGUAUCCUACAAUCUCACCCUAACUCUCAUUAGAGCUGUAUCCUACAAUCUCACCCUAACUCUUUACUCUUAAAACCAAGUACCAAAAUGAGAACCUUAAAUAUCAUGAAUUAAUAGUGUCAUUAUUUUCUAAUCAUAUUUGGAGUCUGGAGGUUGGGAAAACAUUCUUCAUGAUUUUUUUAUUGUCUGGAGUGGCUUUUUAAUCUCAAAUCAAUGAGUGGCUUUGUAAUCUCAAAUCAUUGAGUGGCUUUUUAAUCUCAAAUCAAUGAGUGGCUUUGUAAUCUCAAAUCAAUGAGUAGCUUUGUAAUCUCAAAUCAAUGAGUGGCUUUGUAAUCUCAAAUCAUUGAGUGGCUUUUUAAUCUCAAAUCAAUGAGUGGCUUUGUAAUCUCAAAUCAAUGAGUAGCUUUGUAAUCUCAAAUCAAUGAGUGGCUUUGUAAUCUCAAAUCAAUGAGUGGCUUUGUAAUCUCAAAUCAAUGAGUGGCUUUGUAAUCUCAAAUCAAUGAGUGGCUUUGUAAUCUCAAAUCAAUGAGUGGCUUUGUAAUCUCAAAUCAAUAAGUAGCUUUGUAAUCUCAAAUCAAUAAUUGCCGGUAAUAUACAAAAAUAUUUAUAGAAUAAAAUUCCUCUGUUCGCGAGCCUUACGUUGCCAGUUUGUACAACAGGGUCCACGGGUCCACCGCACUUAAAAAUGUAGAAAUCACUGCUCUAGAGGACAUAAAAAAAAUCAUUGCAUGAAAUAAAUGAUAAAAUUAAAGAAAGAUGAUAAUUUAGUCAUUGAAGUUUAAAAAUAGAUGACACUAAAAUUUCUUUUUGCUUUUAAAUAAUUACUUUACAAAGAGUCCUGGUUGCAUUUUUUCAGAAAUCAGAGAAUCCUUCGUUUUGAGUGUGAGAAAUCAAAGUUAUGUCAUGGCUGGAGUCAUGGUGGCAGCAACAACAGCUAUCCUGAUUGCAGGUGUUCUCUACUAUGCCUGGUGCCACCAUGACGCCUGGAACUACAACAUUGUCCCCAUUGAAGAGCUCCCGCAAGCAGCAGAAGAUGUCAUCACUCACAUAGGAACCAAGUUCGCAGACGGCAGUGUGGUCAGUAAUGGUAUAACAUCCUGUUUUGUCAGCAAUAGUGCCAGCGUCGUCAGAAGGAGGAAAGUCAAUGCAGCUAAAGUCAAUGCAGCUGAAGUCAAUGGUAAAGACUAUCUGAAAGAAAAAGGUAAACAUUCAGUCAAUGAAACUGCAUCAUUGCUACAGCAAACUACAUCAGGGCUACAGCAAACUACAUCAGGGCUACAGCAAACUACAUCAGGGCUACAACAAACAGAAUCAGGGCUACAACAAACAGAAUCAGGGCUACAACAAACAGAAUCAGGGCUACAACAAACAGAAUCAGGGCUACAACAAACAGAAUCAGGGCUACAACAAACAGAAUCAGGGCUACAACAAAAAGAAUCAGUGCUACAAAAAACAGAAUCAGUGCUACAACAAACAGAAUCAGUGCUACAACAAACAGAAUCAGGUCCAUUAGUUUCUGAGGAAGAUCUCUGCCAGAUGGAUGAGCCAAUACAGCAGAAUGUGAGAGCACCUGAGGGUCAACAAGAUGAAGCGGUCAGUUGCUCAAGUCUUUAGAACCUGAAUCUUCUGCUAGUAAUGUGCCAAGUCCUACAACAUCUAAGCAUUAAUACUUGUAUGGAAGACAUUGAAGUCUGUAUUGUUGUAUAAAGAUUCACCAUCAAGGCUGUCCAGAAAUAAGGUAUUAAACUUUUCAGUUCUAUAUUCUGACAUUGCAUUAUGAUGCUAGGACAGUAUCCUUUGGCAUCAUAUACCCAUAGAAAUGAUUGGUCAAUCAUACGGAAAAUGUUAAGUUUUUUAUCUUUUAUCUAUCUUUGUUUAUCCUCUAAUCAAAAUUCAAGAACAUUUGUGACCCGUUCUCAUGAAAGGAUAGAUAAGUCCCUGGAACCAAUCCAAGCCAAAAGGGUUUUUAGACGAUUGGGUCUACCUGGGUCAAAAUGAUAUUCUUGAAUUAGAUUAUCCAAUUUUAAAUCUUUAUUGUAGUGAUAUCUUUGUUUUAUUUAACAUAGAAAUGUUUUUUUAAAUAAUUAUUUUAAUUACCAUGCUAUUAAAUAAUUUUGUCCCUAAAAAUAAAGCUUUUCAAAGCGUAUCUUAAUUUAAUACCCUGCACGGUGCCCCUGCACGGUGCCCCAUCAUUGUAUACAUCAAUCCAAAGGGCGGGAAGUCCUUUUCUUCUUGAAGUAAACUAUUUUUGAAAAGAACAAGAAAACUUUAAACCCCUUUUUCUAUAAACUUUACUUUUUUACGGCUGAACACUUCAAAGUGUGACAGAACAUUGAUAAAGUGGAGUUUUGUUAUUCAUUUGGUUACUUACUUACCUAUGCCUAGGUAUGUGAAGGACUCCACUUCUUCCAGUGCCUUUCCUGCCAGGUACGGUGACCAAAUUAAAGCCUGUUCAAAGCUUUUGACAAAACUCCGAAUGUUGAAGAAAACGAAACAAAUUAUCAAUCUUUUUCCGAGGACAGGUCACGUUUGAGUCAUUCUAAUAAAUGUCCAGCAAGGGUUGGAUAUUUGGAGAUGUUUGGACCCUCCCAGCAAGGGUUGGAUAUUUGGAGAUGUUUGGACCCUCCCAGCAAGGGUUGGGUAUUUGGAGAUGUUUGGACCCUCCCAGCAAGGGUUAGAUAUUUGGAGAUGUUUGGACCCUCCCAGCAAGGGUUGGAUAUUUGGAGAUGUUUGGUUGUUACAGAAGUGACUCAUCGUGUCAGGGAUUCUCAAGUCCUGAAAGUAAAACUUGUUGAAAAUGUCUAGAAUUGUGUAUUUGAUACCAUUUGAUGGGUUCAAAGGUUAGCUUGAGGACAAGGAACUGUUGGACACGAGAUUUGUCUACAGCUCCCAGCAAUAUUAUUGAUUUUUUUUAACUUUUAGACCUGCAGAAUAUUAUGUCUUAUAUUUAUUUUGAAAUGACUGAUAUCCAAAUUAUGUGCCUUAUAAUAUCUCAUGAUUAUUGGUGUCAGUGAUUAUUGGUGUCAGGGAUUAUUGGUGUAAGAUCAUACAGACAGUCCAUUUACACAUUAACAGUCAUACAUACAUCAUUGUACAGAGAGUCCAUUUGCACUGGCACAGUCAUACAUACAUCAUUGUAUCACACUUUGUACCAGUUCCACUAGACCAGAUCAACACAUUCUUAUCCUAAUACAUUCAACUGUACCAUUGCAGUAUCAGGCAUACUAUCCUAAUACAAUCAUUGUACCAUUGUAGUAUCAGCCAUACUAUCCUAAUUAUGUACCAAAAAGCAAUGGGGAUUUUUAUCAGAUUUCCUUUUAUCCAAAUCUAUGUUUUUUUUUAAAUUUCAUUAUUUAAAAGGAGAAUUGUUUGAAGCUCCAUAUGCUGGUUGUAUGUUGAAUACAUGACAAGCAAUCAAAGAGUUCUAUAUGCUGGUUGUAUGUUGAAUACAUGACAAGCAAUCAAAGAGUUCCAUAUGCUGGUUGUAUAUUGUAAGGAAACCUUGCUUACUCUCUGCUAUCUUCAUCUAGAUCUGGUACUCAAUAAGGAAACAACUCCGGCGAUAACAUUUAAACUCGUGUUCUUUAUUGGGCUGUCACUUUGCUUACACUUUCACUCAUCUCACAACUCUGACUUCUCCCUGCUAUCUAGUUCUCAGUCCGGCCGCCUUCUAAAAGAGCAAAACAAAGACUCAUGCUCAUGUGAUCUUCCUCACCCCCCUCAAGGUCCAGUUCAGAUUUGUCAUUUAUUUGCUGUUUUUUUCUCCAGGGUUAUUGGUUCUUGCAGCUUUGUUUCCACCAAAGACUUCUCUCUCUUCUCAUCUUGGCUUUCAUUUUGUAUGGCAGUUAUGGUACUAGGUUGACUUUUAAUAGCAUCUAGAGAUGUUUCUGUAUCGCCUCCUUCUAAAAGAGCAAAACAACGACUCAUGCUCAUGUGAUCUUCCUCACCCCCCUCAAGGUCCAGUUCAGAUUUGUCAUUUAUUUGCUGUUUUUUCUCCAGGGUUAUUGGUUCUUGCAGCUUUGUUUCCACCAAAGACUUCUCUCUCUUCUCAUCUUGGCUUUCAU
Molecule: messenger RNA, 10118 nt
Organism: Lymnaea stagnalis (great pond snail)
Lineage: Eukaryota; Metazoa; Mollusca; Gastropoda; Lymnaeidae
Source: the annotation of a GenBank genome assembly